AUAAGCGAGCAAGUGGAUCCGCCAUGCCAACCUUGAACGUGAGCACCAACGUGCCGGUGGACGCGGUGGUCGCCUCCGACAUCCUCAAGGACUGCACCAGAAUCGUGGCCAAGAUCAUUGGCAAGCCUGAGUCCUAUGUGAUGAUUCUGAUAAACGGAGGAGUUCCUAUUGCAUUUGCUGGAAGUGAAGAACCAGCAGCAUACGGAGAAGUCAUAUCGAUUGGUGGCCUUGGACCUAGUGUCAAUGCAAAGCUAAGUUCUGCACUUGCUGAGAUUCUUGAAGCAAAACUCUCAGUGGAUAGUUCCAGGUUUUACAUCAAGUUCUAUGAUGUACAGCGUUCCUUCUUUGGCUUCAAUGGAUCAACUUUUUGAACAAUGGAUAAGUCGUGGGUUCUACAAUCAACUUUUAAGGAUUAUCAACGUUCAAAGUGUUGUUAACAUAGCCCUAGUUUACGCUGGCUCUGUAUUUACUACUAUACAAUGUGGUAACCUGUUUAAUUGCAUUGUUUGUAAUCUGGAUAUUAUGAACUAUAUCUGAUCUAUAUCAAACUGUGACCACUUCUUGCUUUCUUUUUUGAUUUAAAAUCUAUUAUAUUAAUUGAGCUUCCUCUCCCAAGUUCUGCGGCUUUUCCUAGUCAGCAUUCCUCAUAAAUCUAACAUGAAAUCCUUCUGAAUCUAAUGAAGGCCUUCCAUUCUCAUAUUUCAAUAUUAUUUUCGGAAAUUUCAUAUUUUUUAGCAGGGAUUAAUGUUUUAUAUGAUAAAUUUGGUGCCAACAUUCUGUCUUAUGACCAUUUUAAAACACUCAUUGCCAGUUGCUUAAUUUUGUUCCUGUACCUUGGCAAGGCCUGCCAUAAAAAUACUAGUAAUCAUGGCAAGUGAUGCCUUAGUUCUCCACUUGAUCCUUCAAACUCAAGCUGCAUGAUCGACCAACUGAUGACUGAAUCAGAGGAUGUCCGCUUUACUGUCAUCGGAGAGUGGAGUUAUUAGCUGUGAAAGCAUGAUUGUGUUGUCAUUUGCCGACUACCACAAGUUUGCCUCUGUCAUCAUAGAACUAUCGAGUCGAUGAGAUCAAGAAUCUGAAUUACAGCCCUAAUAUCCACGAGUUUUGAACUCAACAAGAAGCUGGUGAUCUGAUGUCCUGCUUGUGGUUGAGCUGUCAAACUUCAUUGGCAUCAAGACCUGCCACCUGCUUUGAGCUGGCUCUUUCUUGAGCCUCAGGUAUGUAACUAGAAUCAUGGAUGUUAUUGUGGUUGUGUUUGCCUAGUACUUGAGGCUGCAAUUAGUUCAAAGUGGUUUGCCUGCCACCUCUUGUUUUUGCAUACAUGUCAAGGGCCAUAGAUUUGCCAAAUCUAUAUAUCUAUGACAGCCUGAUUCUGCUACUUGGUUGUUGAGAAAUAGAGGAGGAUUUCUUAUCCAAACUAUACUCUUCUACCAUGAUGUUGAGCUCCUCACUUUAUAUAUACAAAUUCUUGGGCCACAAGGUGUUUUAGUCUCACACAAGAGGCAUAACUAUGGCCACACAGGUGUGGCAAUGCCUUCCAACUCCUUCCACCCCUCCGCCAAAUAACCUGUCAGUGUUUGAUUGAUCUGUUUGCUUGACCAGUUCAUAUGUUGAUCAUGCUGCUUCUCUCUUGGAAGCUAAAUCAUAUGAAAAUUUUCUCUGUUUUUAGCUGUUUCUUGUUGACAAGCUAAUGUUUAAUUAGAUGUCAAUCAUUAAUUUCUUCAAACAUAGAUUAGAAAUUUCCUGUUCUCAAAUUUAUUGAUUGUGUGCAUUUUUUUUUUUCUUCUCAAAUAUAGAUUAGAAACAUGGAGUUGGAAAUUAUACAGCUUUGGAAUCUUCAUCUCUAUCCUCUCAUUCUUUAUUGUAUUUUUCUGAUAAGCCCUCACAGGAUGUGCUCUGCCACCUGGGCAAAAGCAAGAUUUGGUCCAUAUCUAUGAAAAAUCUAAAUGUGUCUCAACCACAACUCUUAGAAUCCCAAGGAAAAAUGUAAUUAGAGCACAUCAUUUGCAUUUCAUUUGUGGCCAAGAAUGAACACAAAUUGAGCGGUUGCGUCCAAAGGAAUACUUGAAUCAGAAUCAAUCAGCUGAAAGCAAACGAUUUCCUCCUUUAUAUUCCCCUGUCGUCAUCAUCUCAUGGCUUAAUAGCCACAAUAAGAAUAGUUAAUUCGACGCCCCCCAAAAUAUCUCAGCCAACUCCACUGCUUCUAAUUCUACUUUAUAAGAAGGUGCUGCAAAGAGGCCAUCUAGCGGCAGGAGGGAUGAAGGCUGCGAGGUGGAGGGGCUGCGAGCUCUGCGGCGGUGCGGCCGCCGUGCACUGCGAGGCGGACGCGGCGUUCCUCUGCUGGGCAUGCGACGCCCGCGUGCACGGCGCUAACUUCCUCGUCGCGCGCCACCUCCGGCGCGUCGCCUGCGCCGGGUGCGGCGCCCUCGACGAGGAUCGCCUCCUCGCCGGCGCUGGGUCUCCUCCGGUCCGCUCCCUGUGCAGCGCCUGUGGCCCCGCUGGGUCCGGAUUCUCUGACGACUCGGAAUCGGUCUCCUGCAUCUCCACCGCGGAGUCGAUCGCGGCCGCGUCGGCCGGGCGGCGGGGGCAGGCGAGUGCGGAGGGGGUUCUAGCGAGAAGGGGCGGGCGUGCCGGUCUGGGGAGGCGGCGCGUCGCGGAAGCGGUGCCCGCUGCUGUGGGGCGUCCGAGAAGGGCGUGCCGGGGAACGGCGGAGACGCGCUCGAGGGUGAGCUUGGAGGCGGCGCCGUGGCUCGCCGCGAGGAGGCGCGGGUGGAGAGGGGGCGGCACGCGGGAGGAGGCGAUGCUGAGGAGCUCCAGGGCGGCUUCGGGCGUGCCUGUGGAGCUCAUCGUUCGAGCCUCGACUCGGCUCGCGGGUGCUGCGAUGCGCGCCAGAUCCAUGGCCAUGGAAGAAGGUUGGGCUGAGUGCUAUUAAAAGGCUUCCUUUCUCCUCCUCCUCCUCUUUUACUUCCAGGCUUUGGUAAGUUGGAGGUCUGCAAUGUUAGUAGAAUAUGUGGAGAAAAAGGAAGAAAAAACUGAGAAAGCCUAUAUAAUUGUGGUCAUGCUUUUAGUACCGCAAACAAUAAUGUAUUCAACUGUGCAUUA
Molecule: messenger RNA, 3102 nt
Organism: Musa acuminata AAA Group (dessert banana)
Lineage: Eukaryota; Viridiplantae; Streptophyta; Magnoliopsida; Zingiberales; Musaceae
Exons: 4
Coding region: 24-371 (115 amino acids)
Molecular function (GO): phenylpyruvate tautomerase activity
Source: RefSeq, a predicted model, not a curated record